CGAACCCGCUCCGUUGUCUGCCAUCAGGGAUGCACUUCAGCAUUCGUGGUCCAAACGGCCAGCAAACCAAGGCUUCAUGGCAGCUGAGCAUCAGCAAGGCAUCUCCGAUCCCGGAUUUGUCGACGCUUUCCAAAUAUACCGUCAAUCAGGAUCCCGAGCCGCUUCGACCACCAGUGCUGAGAGUGGUGUGACUGCUUCCUCUAUACAAUCAGCUCGCUCUGGCAGGUCAAGUGGCAGCCACGAAUCCUCUCGGAACAAGACCAACGAUCGUGUUAGAAAGACAAAGCCUCGUGGGAAGAAAGACAAAUCAGCCACAAAAGAUAGUCCUCGAUUAUUCUGCUGCACAUUUUGUUGCGAUCGAUUCAAGAGCAAGUAUGAUUGGAUGCGACACGAGAAGUCUCUUCACUUAAAUCUCGAAACCUGGGUAUGCACGCCAUUUGGUGGUGCAGUGGUGCUGCCAUCAACAGGCCGAGUACACUGUGCCUAUUGUAGCAUAUUGGAUCCCACGGCUGAGCAUCUCACACAACACAAUCAUGGGGCUUGUGACGGUCAACAACGCAAGUUUCGACGCAAAGACCACCUGGUUCAACAUCUCCGCCUUGUUCAUCGCAUCGAUACGCUUCCGAUCAUCAGUGACUGGAAAGUGGAAGCCACCAGCUUCACUUCUCGUUGUGGCUUCUGCACUCGCCAGAUGACGACGUGGUCUCAAAGAUGCGACCAUUUAGCAUUGCAUUUUCGCAAUGGCUCGACAAUGGCCGACUGGCAAGGAGAUCAUGGAUUUCCCGAAUCGAUUGCAGCCCAAAUUACCCAUGCCGUGCCUCCCUAUUUGAUUGACCUCGAGUCACGCACCAUGGUUCCCUUCUCCGCUACUAAUAGUCAUGCUAAGGAUCAUUUCUCUCAGAUGUUGUCCCGGGCUGCUUUUCAGAGUGAUACCAAUGUUGGCGGUGGUGAUCACCAGGAAAGGUCAGAGUUACCUGAUUUAUUAGAUCACCUCCAGGUGCAGGACAAUGGGUUUAAUUCGUACACGCAAGUUCUGACUCGUCACUUGAGCCACUAUGCAGAGGAGCAGACACGCCUCGGUAUUGUUCCUACUGAUGAAAUGUUCCAACGGGAAGCACGGCGUCUUAUGUUUGAUUCUGAGGAUCCCUGGAAUCAGACCAUUGCAGACCAUCCCCAAUGGCUGGCUGCAUUUCGAGAAGAACAGGGCUCCUCCACGGCCUGACCAGUUCGUGUUCGCAUCCUCCUCAUUUGAAUCGUUCCUGAUGCAACAGACGCUGAACUGUA
Molecule: messenger RNA, 1284 nt
Organism: Aspergillus caelatus
Lineage: Eukaryota; Fungi; Ascomycota; Eurotiomycetes; Eurotiales; Aspergillaceae
Exons: 1
Coding region: 77-1222 (381 amino acids)
Source: RefSeq, a predicted model, not a curated record